UCAGUUGUUUUAAGAUCUUUGACAAAUAAACAACAAGGAAUUAUGGGUGACAUUAAAAAAGUAAUUCUGAUAGGUGUUGUGAUCAUAUCUCUGCUUGUGCAGUUCCAUCAAAGUGAAGCAUUCUUUCUGAGUAAUAAUAUGAAAGGGAAAGGUGGUCACAUGAACCAGCAAAGGCAUAGAAGCAAUUCAAUUGGAAAUCCUUUUACGAAUAUUUUCCAAAUGAAGGCGAAUUUCAUGAAAUCAAUGCAACGAUCAAUGACGAAUCAUUUCAGUAACAAAGGGAAAAUGUUGAUGUCGCUUUUUGGUGGGUUUAAGAAAGGGUAG
This is a messenger RNA of Clunio marinus, 324 nucleotides long. Lineage: Eukaryota; Metazoa; Arthropoda; Insecta; Diptera; Chironomidae. The record is from the annotation of a GenBank genome assembly.